AUGACUGAGUUCUGGCUUAUCUCGGCUCCCGGGGAGAAAACAUGUCAGCAAACAUGGGAGAAACUGCAUGCGGCCACCACAAAGAGCAACAAUCUUUCUGUGACUUCCAAGUUCAACAUUCCUGACUUAAAGGUUGGCACACUAGAUGUCUUGGUUGGUUUGUCAGAUGAACUGGCUAAACUGGAUGCAUUUGUAGAAGGAGUGGUUAAGAAAGUGGCCCAGUAUAUGGCGGAUGUAUUGGAGGAUAGCAAAGAUAAAGUUCAGGAGAAUCUGUUGGCCAAUGGAGUUGACUUGGUUACAUAUAUAACAAGAUUCCAGUGGGAUAUGGCCAAAUACCCAAUCAAGCAGUCCCUGAAAAAUAUAUCUGAAAUAAUUGCCAAGGGAGUAACUCAGAUCGACAAUGACCUGAAAUCUCGAGCAUCUGCAUAUAAUAAUCUGAAAGGAAACCUUCAGAAUUUGGAGCGCAAAAAUGCGGGAAGCUUGCUAACUAGAAGUCUAGCAGAAAUUGUGAAGAAGGAUGACUUUGUUCUUGACUCAGAGUAUCUCAUCACAUUAUUAGUGGUAGUUCCAAAGUUAAACCACAAUGAUUGGAUGAAGCAAUAUGAAACUCUAGCUGAAAUGGUAGUCCCAAGGUCUAGCAAUGUACUCUCCGAGGACCAAGACAGUUACCUUUGUAAUGUCACCUUAUUUAGGAAGGCCGUCGAUGACUUCAGACACAAAGCCAGGGAAAACAAAUUCAUUGUUCGUGACUUCCAAUAUAAUGAAGAGGAGAUGAAAGCAGAUAAAGAAGAAAUGAACAGGCUUUCUACUGACAAGAAAAAGCAGUUUGGUCCACUUGUCCGGUGGCUGAAAGUGAAUUUCAGUGAGGCAUUUAUUGCGUGGAUUCAUGUGAAAGCUUUAAGGGUUUUUGUUGAGUCUGUUUUAAGGUAUGGCUUGCCAGUAAACUUUCAAGCAAUGCUACUUCAGCCCAAUAAGAAAACAAUCAAGAAACUUCGAGAAGUAUUAUACGGAUUGUACAAACACCUAGACAGCAGUGCAGCAGCUAUUAUCGAUGCUCCUAUGGAUAUUCCAGGCUUAAACCUCAGUCAACAGGAAUACUACCCCUAUGUGUAUUACAAGAUUGAUUGCAACUUGCUGGAAUUCAAGUAA
This is a messenger RNA of Chrysochloris asiatica (Cape golden mole), 1149 nucleotides long. RefSeq names its product ATPase, H+ transporting, lysosomal 42kDa, V1 subunit C1 (gene ATP6V1C1). Gene Ontology annotation, cellular component: lysosomal membrane; vacuolar proton-transporting V-type ATPase, V1 domain. NCBI's taxonomy places the organism in Eukaryota, Metazoa, Chordata, Mammalia, Afrosoricida, Chrysochloridae. The transcript has 12 exons. Gene Ontology annotation, biological process: proton transmembrane transport. The record is from RefSeq and is a predicted model, not a curated record. Bases 1 to 1149 code for a protein of 382 amino acids. Gene Ontology annotation, molecular function: proton-transporting ATPase activity, rotational mechanism.